Metarhizium acridum CQMa 102 is the source of this 474-nucleotide messenger RNA. The record is from RefSeq and is a predicted model, not a curated record. NCBI's taxonomy places the organism in Eukaryota, Fungi, Ascomycota, Sordariomycetes, Hypocreales, Clavicipitaceae.
AUGGUACGCGACAGGCGGGAGCAUGCCCGUAGGCGAAAGACGUGGGAGCUGGCUCUUACAACCAAAGUUUUGUUUCUGACCGACAUAUUCUCAUUUCUUCUGGCCGACUUCAACCGCGGCAGCAAGACGCAGCAGGAUCGGCGGGACUUGCACGGCGAUGCGCAGCUGAUCGUCAUUGCGGGCAGUGAAUCCGUCUCUACCACGAUGACGCACGUCUUUUUCCAGCUCGCCCACGCGCUUCACAGAGAGCUCGACGUGCUACCUAGCUUGGCACAUGACAAUCUACUCAAGGUUCCCUUGCUGGAUGCCGUCAUCAGCGAGACGAUGCGCCUGCAUCCCGCAGUCCCUUCGGGGACGCAGCGCAUGACGCCUCCAGAAGGGUUGCCUAUCGGCGAGAGACAUAUUCCUGGAAACACCAUUGUUCAGGUUCCCUCCUACACCGUCUUCAGAGGUACAACCCGAUCUCCCUCCUAA